GUACACAUACAGGCAUACUUGGGUCUUUUCAGCUUUCGGAGGACUUGUCUGAUCCCACCUUCGGGACUGAUCGCGCUCGAGGAGACGGCAGGCGGGCCUGUCUCUUCGUCCUCGUCACGGUUCUCAUUAGAAAGGUAUCAAAAUUUGAAAACCAUUGGCCAAAAUUCAACUCACCGUAGCUAGUGAUCGAAAAAGACAGGCAUGCCCCGGCUUCGGAACGGGAAACGUCGGAUGUACCACGUGAGCCUACCCACAUCGCACAGCAAGCGGGUCAAACGCAGCGGAAGCAUUGGCAGCGAGGGAGAAGAGGGAGGGGCCUCGAGUGGGGGUUCGAGCGGAG
This is a messenger RNA of Nannochloropsis gaditana CCMP526, 340 nucleotides long. RefSeq lists its product as uncharacterized. The annotation marks the transcript as partial. The record is from RefSeq and is a predicted model, not a curated record. The transcript is spliced from 2 exons.